Molecule: messenger RNA, 3792 nt
Organism: Notolabrus celidotus (New Zealand spotty)
Lineage: Eukaryota; Metazoa; Chordata; Actinopteri; Labriformes; Labridae
Gene: cdc50c
Product: transmembrane protein 30C
Exons: 7
Coding region: 488-1555 (355 amino acids)
Biological process (GO): phospholipid translocation
Cellular component (GO): plasma membrane; Golgi apparatus; endoplasmic reticulum
Source: RefSeq, a predicted model, not a curated record
GAGGUCAUGAGUUUACUUGCUCACUAGGAAGGCUCGUUUAUCAAAACAACCUUUUGAUAGUGUUUAAAAGCAGCAUGAAGGGGGCUCAGAACCACAACAUCUCCAGCCGCAGCAACUAAGAGUAAAUAUUUAAAACAUACUUGUGUGUUAUUUUGAUUCUGAUGAACAGAAAAGGGUGUUUUUCCUGUACCGGUUAAGAAGAACUAAACAUAAUCACAAAGACAAAUGGAGGUAACAGAAAGCAGAAAGAGGUAGUUAAGUACAGGAUUGUGGUUAAUAAGUAACAGACCACAACAGCCUAACCCACUCUGCAAGGCCUGCUGGGAAAAUCUCUUGGCAAGCAGAGUGUUGCGUGUGUCUGUGUGUGCGUGCAGGGAGAUACUGCAAAACAGGAAGAGAAGAUACAACAGCGUAUACACUGACACACUCUUCGGCUCUCCGGCUGUCAGUUCUUCUUCUCUGUCCUCAGCAGACGGUCUCCCCUCUCAUGGGCAAAGCAAGAGAGAAAUCUGGGCCCUUAGCUCGGAGGCCGGACAACUCUGCUUUCAAACAGCAGAGGCUGCCUGCCUGGUCUCCCAUGCUAACGGCAAACACAGUCCUGCCCUUCUUCUACUUUAUGGCUCUGAUAUGUAUGUUUCUGGGAGUAUGGCUGCUUCUCACAGUGCAGAGCACACGGGAAAUAAAGCUGGACUACACAGAGGCCGGAACGUGUGAUAUAUGUUUUGAAAAACGUAAAAAUGUGAGCAACGCCAAUCAGGAUUGCACCUGCACCGUGGUGUUUCCUGUUGAGAAAGCAUUCAAGGGAGAUGUCUUCUUCUACUACGGCCUCCGAAACUUCCAUCAGAACCUCCGUAGAUACAUGGACUCCAGGGAUGAUGGACAGAUGGUUGGCAGGAAAUCGAGGCUAAAGGAACCCAGUUCAUACUGUAAGCCCUUUUUAAAGGACCCGCAAGGACGACCCAUCGCCCCCUGUGGUGCCGUGGCUAACAGUAUGUUCAACGACUCCUUCACUCUGAGAUAUCACGGCUCUACACGUUCUAGCGUUCCUCUUCCCGUUCCUUUGUUACGAAAAGGCAUCACAUGGUACACGGACAAAAAUGUCAAGUAUAGGAAUCCAAGAUCGGAAAACCUCACACUAGCUCAAGAGUUUGAGGGUACAGCAAAGCCUCCCUACUGGAAGAACCCCGUGUAUGAGCUUGAUGCUCACGACCUGACCAACAACGGCUUCAUCAACGACGACCUGAUCAUUUGGAUGAGAGAGGCAGCCUUCCCCAACUUCAAGAAGCUCUAUGGGGUGUUAUACCGAGCCAAUAAGCCCUUCACUAAAGGUCUACCUGUGGGGAACUACAGCAUCGACAUAUCUUACAACUUCCCCGUGCAGUACUUCCGAGGAAGAAAGGAAGUGGUCCUGACCACGCUGACCUGGUUUGGAGGUCAGAACCACUUCCUGCCCAUCGCUUACCUCGUAACCAGCAGCCUGAUCUUCCUGUUGGCUGUCGUCCUCACAGUUUUCUGGUGGAAAUAUGGGAAGAAUGGGAAGAACAUGGAGGAGUGAGGAGUAAGGAUGUGGUCAUGAAUGGUAAAGAAACUCUGCAGCAGCUUGUACUUAAGAUCUGUUUUCAGGGGAACAAACCUGAAAUGACAAGAAUAUUGAUUAUAUUUUUAGGGAAGGGUUUAAAAUUAAAUAUAUCAGGCAAAAUAAAACAGCAAACGAACGAUGAAUUAGGUUUAACUUCUGGAAAUGUAUUGUCCCUUUCAACUAAAUGACCCUCACACUUCAGCUUUAAUUGUGAUGUACCUCCAAAAGCCACGUGUUAACACAGACUCCAAGCUAUCUUUACCUGUUAAUACUUGAUGAACUUUUAUACUUUUAAACACACACCACUAUAGUCAUGUACUGUUCAUAUGUGUUAAGACAAUCAUAUUUAUUAGAAAUGUUAAAUUACCAUUUGGAAAAUUCUGCCACUAGCUUGUUCCAUAUGUUAAUAAGAAAAAAUACACUUUGAUACAUGUAUCCUAAAGUACAUCAGUGCUUAAGUUGUGUGAGGCUGUUUUUUUUAGCAGCAGCAGCAGCACCAAGACUGAGAAGUGUCAAACAGCAUGCCUGUAUGGCUGUGGUAUGACGUGUAAUAUGCCGGUAUUUUAGCAGAAUGUGCCAGCUCCCUUAUCGGUAUGCCACCUCACAUGUUUGUCUUUAUUGAUGACCACCAUAGCCAAUCAGAGUUAUGGAUAGCAGAGAGAAUGUGAUUCAACAUCUUAGAAACAUUUGUCUUGGGUAAAAACUUUGAAUGGCAAACUUUUUUCUAUCAAUGUAGAGUUAGCUGUUUUUACCUUCACAUAUAAGACAGGCAACAGUGUAAGGCUGCAUGUAAUGAUGUUAAGUGGGAUUGCUUUCCAUGUGCUUUGGAUUGCUCUGACUGUCAACACAGAAGUACCAAACAACCAUACUUUCAAUACAUAUGAAAGACAGAUAAGAGAAGCAAACACAUUCAUUUCCCUCACUGUGCUGAAACUACAUAGUCAGUGAAAAUAAACGUGUGGAGCCAUGCUUGUGUCAAAUUCAAGCGGCAACCUCCGGUCUAAUGCUAAAAACUGCAGUUCAUCAAGGAUCCGCUUGAGGCUGGCUCCGUAAGUAUCGUAAACCACAUACACACCAUUUCAAAAAAGCCGAUCUUUACAGCAGAAAUAAACAUGUUUACAGCCUGGUACAAAAGAUGAGUGUAGUCUGGAUAGCUCAUUUCUUGAUUGGCACACACUGCACGGGGGGUGAAUUUUUUCUAACGUGGCAAUUCCGAAGAUAUUGAGAUUACGAGUCUUCCAAUGAGAGGCACAGCUGACUUGAUUGACAAGCGGGAACACUGUAGCUGUUGGCUAGGAGGCUCAAAGCCCGCCUCUUUAGCAGCCAGCAAUAUGGCUGCCGCCGACGAUUGGCUUCAAAACAGUGCUUUAGAAACAGAUGGGUGACGUCACGGAUGCUACGUUCAUAUUUUAUACAGUCUGUGGUCAAACUACAGGGGAUCAAGCACAUGCCGCUUGACCCUAGUCAUACUGUGCUGCUGAAAUAACCACUUAUGCUGAGGCAUGACGUUUGUCACUUUUCAAUCUCGCUGAAUCAAAGUGCAAAGUGUUUCAUGAUCAUGUAGAAGAAGUUAACACACAGAUGUUGUCCAUGUUUACAAUUACAUUUGACAUUUCUAAGUGAGCAAGCUAAGGCUAAUAGGGAUAUUAUUGAUUUUCAGGUGGUGGUCACAAAUUUAGGUUAAUCUGUAAGGUGAAGUCAGGAAAUCAACGUGAAUGUUCAAGGUAAUCCAUGAAUGUGUUUACAAAAUGUGUCUGGGCAGAAAAGGUGGAGUGACUGACGUACAGAAGGGUGUUUGUCAUCCUUGGAGCAGUUCACUUUGCUAACUACAAAAUUAAGCACAAUUUUAAGAGCUGAAUAGGGCCUCUGAACUUUUCAUUUUAAAAAUAAGGCAUUUCUUUCUGACUUUUAAGUCUUUUUUUUAACUAGCCUAAGCUCCAAACAUUUUUUUUUCAGUUGCCCUAAUCAUCUUUCUUUGAUAGUUAGUAACAGAAAAUGUUAAUUUUGUAAAUAUUACUUGAUGUGAUUGAAGUGUAAUUGUGAAACCUGUGAAUUUAAUUAAGUUGAGGAAACAAACCAACCUCAGUCACUUGUCCAGUCUCUGUGAAGGCCGGUGAUACUUAAUCCAGACGUGAAUAACUUCCUUGAUAACUUUUUUACACCGUGUGUUCAUAAAUGUGCUCUGAGAAAUAAAAUGUUUUAAAGACAGAUAA